Molecule: messenger RNA, 1217 nt
Organism: Lathyrus oleraceus (garden pea)
Lineage: Eukaryota; Viridiplantae; Streptophyta; Magnoliopsida; Fabales; Fabaceae
Exons: 2
Coding region: 1-1140 (379 amino acids)
Source: RefSeq, a predicted model, not a curated record
AUGGGGAAUGGGAAAUCCGGUUUUAAUACUGAAAUUCCUGAGGAACAAGUGGCUGUCGAAAAAACGCCUGAGAAAAUUUUGGAGGAAACAGCCCCAGAGGAAGAUGUCCCCACAAGUGACCAUGAUAUGCAAACCGUAGAAGAAUUCGACACUACAGUGGGUGACGCCUCUGAAGAUGAAUCUCCUCCUCAUCCAGGAUUGCAUGUUGCACCUCAGGGUGAUGAUAUUGAAAUGGAGGUUGUAGUCGAAGAUGAUCCUGAAGAUGGAGCUGCCAGAGAUGGGGACAACCAGUCGAAACGAACAGAGGUUGAGCGUAUUUCGACGCGAAACACUCCACCUGCUUCUGACCGGGCCCAAGGGAGUGGCAAAUCAACUGGUUCGACCAGUUUCUCUCGCGAGGAGCUUGAAAAUCUCAAAGUGCAAAGACCUUUGGAGUAUCUGAAAGCCAUGCUUAGCACCCGUUUUAAUUUUCAGGAUUCUUCGCAGAGUAGUUCGACCACUUCUGGGGCAACUUCUGAAGCACCAUCACUUGGCAGCCUCCUGACCAAGAUCAAAACGAAAAUCCUUGAUGUCGAUUUGUUUAAAGUCUUGGAAGAGAAUUCCCUUGCUCAAAUUGGUCUUAAGAAAAUCUUGAAGCAAGUGAAUGUUUUGGAAACUUCUGCUGAGAUUGGAAGUUUCGUGAUGGAGUUGAUGACUCUCAUUGACUUGGCCACUGCAGAUCUCCAUCGUCAAAGGGAUCUUACCGCUCAAAUCUCCUCCAAGUCUGAAACUCAAACUGCUGAAUGGGAUGCCGUUUCGACUUCGACUGACAAAGUUUCAAAAUUGCAAAAGCUCUCUGAAACGUAUGUUGAAGAAGUUGCUGCUUGCAAUGACAAUAUUCAAAAAUGGAAAACACAGAUAGCAGCACUUCAAGAAAAGAUCUCUCAAGAGGAGAAACGUAAGGCAUCCAUUCAGCAACCCAAGCAGAGCGAGAUUGACGAAGAAUUGAGGGUGGGUAUUCGACAUGCAGAGAAAGCCCAUCAACUUAGUCAGGAGAUUGAGACUCUCUCUACUCACAAAAGUCUUUGUGAUCAUCGACUCCAACUCCAGAGGCAGAAGUUCGCCACUUUGAAGGAAACUUUUGCCAAUUUUAAUUUUUAGUCGAAUUUAUUUAGCAACUCUCAGCCCUUUGAGGCUUUCUUUGUAAUAACUUUUGAAUGCCAUUUUUAUUUGGCCCA